GUGCAUCCACCGCCUGCACAUCAGUUGGCUGUCUCGCCAAGUCAGACGGCUUGAGCGGAAGGUUGGCCAGCUGAACCUUGAUCUAGCGGAGAGGGAGCUGUGUGUCAAGCGGAUGAGCGGCAGUGCCUUCGUGACCUUCCAGGAGCGCAAGUACAAAGCGACUCUGCUCGAGGACAAAGAAUCAUGCUGGAAGUUUCACUCGUACGCCUACUUCAAUUUCGGCCAGCCUCCCUUUGCCUCUGUGACGCUGAGAUGUCGCCGGGCGCCGCAUCCGACAGACGUCCAGUGGGAGAACUUACAUAUCCGCUACCCCACAAGGGUACUGCGGUUCGUUGGCGCCGGUUUGUUGCUUCUGGCGUUCAUGUUGGUUAUCGUCACACCGGUGUCUGUGUCUUCAGAGCUCAACACCAUCAUCCCGGAACUUCGGAAGGGCUCGCACGUCAUCCGACACGCAGUGGAGCAACGCCUUGGCGUCUCCCUUCCGGACAAAAGGGGCAUCUGGCGCUGGAUGUCCUUGCAGCUACCGACCAUGAUUCUCCUGUUGAUCAACUCUUUGCUCCUGCCGUGGGUCAUUGGCGAGAUUUGUCGCUUCACUCGGAGCCACACUCUUUCUAAGGUGGAAGUCAACCAGUUGCUGAUGAACUACGUGUUCCUAGUCCUCAAUCAGCUGUUCAUCCCUUUGCUGGGCCUCACCGGCAUCCCUGCUCUCCUGGAGUUUUUGCAGUUAAAGCUGGCAGAUUCAAUACAGGACGUUUCAGUUCUGCAGCUGCUGGAUGGAAGCAUGUUCAGUUCACCUGGCCUGUUUUACGUGCGGUACUUGCUAAACUGCACUUUCCUGACCAACACUAACAGCUUGCUGAAUCUUACCCAGCUUACUGUGCGGUGGCUGCUUGCGCAACCGGAGCCGUGGAUCUUUGCCUGGGGAUACUGGUACGCCUUCACCUUGGCAAUUCUGACGACUGCCACGUUGAAGCAUUGGCUUGAUGUGUUCGACGCCAGCAAGACCCAGAUGCCCAAGCUGUCAUAUGCAGGGGAUUGCGGCCUCAGCGAUGUGCAUCUCUUUGCUGUGUGGCUGCUGCCUGAUAUGAAGGUCUCAUCUGAUGAGGAGAUGCCGCAAGUUCCCUUUCAAGCUCCGCUUCCGUUGCACUCAAAACAGGCUCAGGAAGACGACACCGAUGAUGAGACCGGGGACAGCAUGAGUUGUGAAGAUGACGAAGUUGGUGGCAACCUCCGGCCCUUGCUUACAGGAACCUGCGUGAACUGCGGCAGCGAGGAGGCUACAAAGCGGUGCUCCCGUUGCCAGGCGGCCUGGUUUUGUGAUCAGGACUGCCAGGCCGCCGCUUGGAAAAGUCAUGCGAUCUCCUGUUUUCCACGAAGUGAGACAGAAGCUUGGUGGGGAAAGCUUGCUUCAGGCCCUGAACUUGCCCGUGAUGCCGCCAGCUUGCAUCAGGAACGACUUGAAGUCCGACGUGCUGUCGCUGCCACGUACCAGAGGAAGAAGGCCGCUCAGGAAGCCGCCAAGGCAGCCGCCGCGGCGCGAGCACGUGAAGGUCAAGUGAAGGGGGAUGGCUGCAAGGGAGGCAAGGGCCAGGAGAAAGAAGAGACUUGUGCGGUUUGUCAAUGCGAGUUCACAGUGAGUGGUGAUUCUGGAGAGGGAAUUUGCUGCCCGUCCUCUCAUUUUCUGUGCAGUGAAUGCACAGGUGUGUAUGUGCAUUCUGUCAUGAACGAUUUGGAGGCUUCCUAUCCGCCCAAGUGCUCCAUGUGCCGCGCAGAGCUUCCUUUACAAUCCUUUGAGCGGCAGCUCAGCCAACGGCAGCAGCAACACCUUGCUGAGUUUGUGGCCCAAAGAUCCUUGUGUGAAAACGAGACCAUGCUGCGGUGCCCCUGUGGCUACAUGGAAGUACGUGUUGACAAGCCUGUUCUCUGGUGGUGUCCGAUGUGCAAGCGUGGGGAAUGCCAAGUUUGCAACCAGUCACUGCCGUCCGCCUGUGAACAAGCGGAUUUGGGCGCCCUUAGCCGUCAAACAGAAGAGGAGAAGCGUGCGAUGGACAUCUUACUACGACCGCACGUGCUGGGCUGCAGCCGCCUACGCGAUGCGAAGCGGAAAGUUGAUCAGGCCUUGGAAGCGGGUCAGAAGAUGCCGUGUCCGGGUUGCGGCCUGGCAGGGCGUAAGGAUGAGGCUUGCACCCACAUGAGCUGUCCCAGAUGCCACACCUCCUGGUGCUACCUAUGUGGCCUGUCUGCCGAGGAUUGCGACAAGAAGCCGCCAAGACCUGGCCAGCCAAACAACGACAUCUUUCUUCACAACGCUGACUGGGAGGUCAAUCCGCUGCGCUGCCCCAUGUAUCUGACCCAAAUUCUGGACGUGGACCCGGCUUGGCUAGGUGAGAACUGGGAGGAGGGGGACGAGGUGGACGAUGAAAAGUGCCUUGCAUACUUCCACCGCUGGCGAACAAUCAAGUUGCUGCAAGAAGUCCGAGAUGAGGUUGGACAUGAGACGUUUCAGCAAAUCUGGAUACACUUUGGCAGUAUCCGGAGUGCAGGGUUCAGUCUCGAAGAAAUUGUACAAACAGACACAAGUGUCCUGAUUGACCGUGACCCGUUUGAAGAUGAUUCUGAGGAAUCAGGGGUAGCCUCUCACCCCAAUGACGAGGGUGAUUCUGAGGAGUCAGAGACUGACUCUGAGGAGGGUUCUGUUGACAUGCGAGACUGA
Messenger RNA from Symbiodinium pilosum, 2713 nucleotides. NCBI's taxonomy places the organism in Eukaryota, Dinophyceae, Suessiales, Symbiodiniaceae. The record is from the annotation of a GenBank genome assembly.